AUGCAAUCAAUCAAGCACAUGUCUUGGCACGUUUCGAUUCCUACAGGCCCAGUCUCGGCUCUAACGAAGGCUUUCCACAGCCUCGCUCUCAGCGUCACCUCUUCGGCCGGGGCUUCCACUCCAACCGCAACAUCAACCUCUACUAGUGGAGAAGAAAGCACAGAAUGGUCCUCGGGUCAAGCUGUCAUCUGCCCUACCUUCGCGGGCGGCGACAAUUCGGUUGGUGAAUGCAUCUUUACCUACCCUCCCACCCAGCAUGCCAUUCUCUCUUUCUUCCAAGACGUCGCGCAAGACCCGGUCCACUAUCGCAACCCACCUGGCCUCCAAAUCUUUACCGAAGCCCCCAAGCCCAGCCCCGAAAAUCCUCUUGCACUAUCUUCCGACCACGAGAAUGACGCUGGGCUCUACUUGCAAAAUCUCUUGCCGCAGACGACGUCUGAGCACGCUGAGCUAGAUGAAGCUCGCGAGCGGCUCGCCGAGUUACAAGUUGCCUUGUCUGCCUGCCCUACUGAUGCUGCAGAGCUAGACAAGGGUCGCGUCAAGUUGGAAGUUAAGGUGAAGAGCAUGGAGGCGAAGAUUGAGUCUUUAGAGAUCAAGGCGCUGAGUCACGGCGGACUGGCCGCGGGUGAAGUGGUCGAGAAGCGCGAGGAUUGGAAGCCGCAGGUUGAGGGUCCCCAGGUACCAUUUGCAGGGACCAUGGUGGAUAGUGAACUGUUGAAGGCGGCGGGGCUGAUGGAGUCUGUGGAUGAAGAAAAGGCUUUUGUUUGA
Alternaria metachromatica is the source of this 768-nucleotide messenger RNA. RefSeq lists its product as uncharacterized. The transcript has a single exon. The record is from RefSeq and is a predicted model, not a curated record. NCBI's taxonomy places the organism in Eukaryota, Fungi, Ascomycota, Dothideomycetes, Pleosporales, Pleosporaceae. The coding region runs from base 1 to 768 and encodes 255 amino acids.